AUUAGUAUAAAAGGCAGUUCAGGAAUUGGUGCUGCUACGCCUGUCCACCUGGCUCAGCUUGGCGCGUCGCUGUCGCUAAGCGGGCGCAAUAAGCAGAAUUUGAACAAGGUGGCCGAGCAGUGCGGCCAGUCGAAGCCGUUUAUCGUGACGGGGGAGCUGACCAACGAGAGCGACGUGAAGAAUAUCAUCAACGCGACGAUCAAGCACUACGGCAAAUUGGACGUUCUAGUUAACAAUGCUGGAAUUCUGGAAUCCGGUAGUAUAGAGACCACAAGCCUGGAACAGUACGACAACGUUUUCAACAUCAACGUUCGCUCGGUGUACCAAUUGACAGCACUGGCGGUGCCACACUUAGUCAAUACGAAAGGCAACAUUGUUAACGUCACUAGCGUAACCGGAUUACGAUCUUUCCCGGGUUGCCUGGCAUACUGCAUGAGCAAGGCGGCCGUGGAUCAGUUUACGCGUUGCGUCGCCCUGGAAUUGGCACCAAAACAGGUGCGCGUGAAUGCUGUGAAUCCCGGUGUUGUAGUAACAAAUCUCCACGAGAGCAGCGGAAUGAGCAAAGAGCAGCUCGCGAGCUUCUUCGAGCACAGUAAAGAGACGCAUGCCCUCGGAAGAACGGGCGACGUCACGGAAGUCGCAAAGACCAUUGCGUUUCUGGCGAGUGACGACGCUAGUUUCAUAACAGGAGCGACGUUACCUGUGGACGGAGGUAGACAUGCCAUGUGCCCUCGCUAAAGGUCUUGUAUUACCCUCACAGAUGAUACAUGGUAUAUUUUUUUAUAUAGUCUACAACAUAUACAGUACAUUAAGCUACAUGUAAUAUUUGCGUUCUGCCAGGCAAUUCCAAGAAAAUGCAUUGGAAAGUAUUUUGAAUUUAGAUAUAUCGUAAUUGUUACAUAUAUUUGCUAUGGGGAGGGGGUAAAGAUGGCGAGGUGGAAAGAAGUUCAGUGAGAAGGUGUCGUGAAUAGAGUGUCGAAAGGAAGGAUUGGAACGGAGUAUGAGGAAGAAGGAAGGAGCGUU
Molecule: messenger RNA, 1023 nt
Organism: Vollenhovia emeryi
Lineage: Eukaryota; Metazoa; Arthropoda; Insecta; Hymenoptera; Formicidae
Product: tropinone reductase 2-like
Exons: 1
Molecular function (GO): oxidoreductase activity
Source: RefSeq, a predicted model, not a curated record